CCGCCGCGGCUACUUAUGAUUUCCACCUCGUAGCGAGUGUUCGGGUUGAUCCUUCUCCACUACUUAUCUCCUGCGGUACACUAACCUGACCGUCCCCGACGAUGGCCCCGCAAAUCCCUAGCCUGGUCAGCGUACCUCGCCUAGCAACACUUUUCGCCUCUCUAUUGGUCGCCAUCGGUUCGGGAACCAACUACGUGUUCUCCGCCUACUCCCCCCAGCUUGCUGCGCGGCUGAAUAUCUCACACACCCAGCUCAACGUUGUCGGCUUAGCGGCUAACGUUGGCGUGUACAGCAGCGGUCCGUUCUGGGGUCGAAUCGUCGACUCGCGGGGGCCGAGACUCCCACUCGCCUUCGCCUUCGUGUUUCUCUUCUCUGGAUACACAGGCAUCCGGCACUUCUAUGAUACUGGCGUUCCCAAGGGCGCCACCCUGUCAGAUAUCGGUCUCGCACUGCUUAUCGUGUGCAGCUUUCUGACGGGCGCUGGCGGCAACGCUGGUUUCACGGGCGCGGUCAACUCGACGGCGAAGUCCUUCCCUGAUCGAGCACGCGCUACGACGACAGGGAUCGUGCUGUCUGGAUUCGGACUAUCGGCAUUCUUUUUUUCGACGCUGGCGCACGCACUGUUCCCGGGAGACACGUCCAAUUUUAUCCUGCUUCUAUCGUGUGGCACUGCGGUGACGACUGUUAUCGGAUUCUUCUUCGUGCGGGCCGUGCCGCUCUCCGCAGCUGAGAUCGUCCAAGAUGACCACCAUCACCACGUGCCUGCGACAGUCGCUGCUGAAGCGGAAGCGACUUUGUUCCAGCUUGAUGAGGAGACCUCCGAUGAGGAAGGGGCUCAUACGCCACUCCUAGACAACCAGGAACAGAGGAGUAUGGAACUUAGUCCCGCUCGAGGCGCAUCGACUCAUAGGUCGAUAGCACGAAGCCGAAGCCGAAGCAAAACGGGAGCCAGCGAGGGACCGAACAUUCAUGGACGCGCACUCUGGUUCCAUCCCGAUUUUUGGCUGCUUUUCAUCAUCCUAUCGAUGUUGAGCGGUACCGGCCUGAUGUAUAUCAACAACGUGGGAUCCAUGUCCCAAGCACUGUUCGCCAAAGACAACCCAGCAUAUGACGAACUGGAAGCCUCUAAAUGGCAGGCCGCCCAGGUCUCUACGUUGUCCAUCAUGAACUUCUCAGGCCGCGUUCUGAUAGGGCUUGUUUCCGAUAACUUGAAGAACUUUUAUGGUCUUCCUCGGUCCUACUGCCUCAUUCUCGUUUCCACCCUGUUUUUCAUCUCGCAGCUUUACGCAGCGCAGGUCACGGCUGUCGCAGAUCUGUGGAAAGCAACCGCGCUGGUUGGGUUGUCAUACGGAACCAUCUUCGGGCUGUUUCCGACAGUUUGCAUCGAGUUCUUUGGUCUCGAUCACUUCUCGGAAAACUGGGGCUACCUGUCCCUUUCACCUCUGGCCGGGGGCAACCUCUUCUCCAUCGCAUUCGGCCGCAACCUAGAUGCACACGAGCCCGUCGAAAGCACAAAUAUGAUACGUUCCGUGGCACACCAGUGCCUUGAAGGUCGUGCGUGCUACGUAGCGACAUUGGGUCUCACAGCCUCGGCUUGUUUCCUAUCCAUCCUUCUCAGUUUGCUCGCUGCUUGGAGAGAAAGAAGGAAGCUGAUGCUAGCAUCUGGACUGCGCGAUUAAAUGGUGGCAAUAUAGAUCAUACUGCAUAGCAUCUUCGUCCUCUACAACGAAAGUGGAUGCACCCGAAUAGAACGCCUUUCCUUGCACUUGAACGAUCAGACCUGCUUCAGUUUUCUCAACCGCAGUGCCUCUGAAUCCAGUACCAUCAACCGACAGACUGACGAUCGAUUCAUAGUCGCGUGCUUGCCCCAGCUUCAGAUCCCCCUUCUCGAAUGCCAGAGCCACGCGCGCCAUGACGCAGGACCCGCAAGGAGAGCGGUCAACCUGCUGGUCAGCGAAGAAGCAAAGGCCCGCCUCACCCUGCGCGGUGCGUUCAACCACCAUCACUCCAUACAGAAACUCCAGAUCCCGCUCCGUGGGAUGCACGAACAG
Molecule: messenger RNA, 2051 nt
Organism: Mycena citricolor
Lineage: Eukaryota; Fungi; Basidiomycota; Agaricomycetes; Agaricales; Mycenaceae
Source: the annotation of a GenBank genome assembly